AUGCUUCAAAGGGCUAUCGCGAUUCUGCUGGUCAUUCUCUCUCGGAGAUCAGCGUAUACGAGGACGAACGAAACUAUCGUCCUCGGUUACCUGACGGGAUCCCAGCGACUCCCCGGUGACAGGAGCUACAGGCGUCCAGGACUGGCCAUCUCGGGGGCGCUGACUCUGGCAGUCGACAAGGUGAACUUGCGGGCUCCUUUGAUGGGUGGCCGACGCUUGGAUGUGCUCAUCGCCGAGACCUUUGGCCGAGAGAGGCACAGCGUGCUACAGACGGCACGCCUCUGGCGCCAGAACGUCUCGGCCUUCAUCGGGCCCCAGGAGACGUGCGUCCACGAGGCCUUCCUGGCCGCUGCACUCAAUCUGCCCAUGGUGUCCUACUUUUGCCUGGGACGUGAGACCUCGGACAAGCAGCGUUUCCCGACCUUCGCCCGCACUCGCCCUCCCGAGACGCACAUCUCCAAGUCCGUGGCGGCGCUGCUCGCCCACUUCGGUUGGCGACAGGUGGCGCUGUUCUACGCCUCGCGGUUGGGUCACGUGGCCGACAGCGUCAUGUCGACGCUGAGGUCGCACGGCGUCCGGCUGCGUCACGUGAGCUCGUGGAACGAGACCUAUCACUACGGCUACGGCCCGAGCCCGUUCGAGACGAUGCUCAAGGAUGCUGCGCCAAAGGCAAGAGUGUUCAUUGUGCUGGGCCAGUACUUCGAGCACAUCGGUCUCAUGGCGAGCCUGGAAGCCCGGGGACUGCUGCAAGGUGGAGAGUACUUUGUCGUCGGCGUCGACGUUCAGCAGUACGACGUCGAGAGCCCCACCCGUUAUCUUACUGGUCUGUUUCGCGAGGAACCAGACCCAUCAGUGGUGCGAGCCUUUCGCUCCUACCUCGGCAUCGUGGGUAGCCCGGCUUCGGGAUUCGAGGAGUUUUCGGUGGCAGUCAACGAGUACAUGCAGAGGCCGCCCUUCAACAUCGUCAACGCCGCCGACACCAUUGGUGGAAGAAAGAAGAUUCCGUCUGAGGGCGCCUACCUGUACGACGCCGUCAUGGUGUACGCGAGGGCCGUCAACGCGUGCGUCGAGCACGGAGGAGACUUCCGGAACGGCAAGCACCUGUUCGAGCACAUGCGGGGACGAUCGUACCAGAGCGCCAUGGGUUACAUGGUUCGCAUGGACAACAACGGCGACGCCGAAGGAAACUACACUCUCAUCGCGCGCAGGAAAUACGACGACCAGAGUGGAAGCCAUUAUGGUCUCUUUCCCGUGGGAGUCUUUGAACUCUCUGGCAACGGAUCAACUUUGCCGGUCCUGAAGCUCUUCGACACAAUCGAAUGGAUCAAGGGAGGACCACCAAGGGACGAACCUACGUGCGGCUUCAGCGGAGAGAAGUGCAUACUCGGCUUCGCAGCGUACAGGUACUGGGCAUACGAGCAGGCGCUGGACAGGCUGCUCUGGAAGUUGGACUUCAACGAGAUCCAGAUGCGAGGAGGUCCCACGGCGCAUCAGCAGGCUGCCAGACAACAUCGAGUGCGAGUCCAUGGCGGCGGUAGCGGUCCUUCAGACAAGAGUGGCGGUGGCCUGAUGCCGGUGCCGACGUCAUCGCAAUUAUCGCUGUCGUCACACCCCGAGUUCCGGUACUCAGCAACUGUACGCUCCCGUAGGCUGUCUACCGGGGCCGCCUGUGCGCCGUCAAAAAGAUCCACUACCAAGUAUCUCCUGCUCACGCGAACACUCAAGAAGCAGCUCAACUUGCUCCGCGAGCUUCGGCACGACAACCUCUGCACCCUAGUGGGCGUGUGCGUGGAGCCUCCAAAUAUAUGCGUCGUCACCGACUACUGCAGCCGGGGAAGCCUCCGCGACCUCCUGGACAACGAGGACAUCCGCCUGGACAACAUGUUCAUCGCCUCCCUCGUUGACGACCUCGUUAGGGGAAUGCUGUACUUGCACGACAGCCCAGUGCGCAGCCACGGCGAUCUGCGCUCUGCUAACUGUCUCGUCGACAGCCGCUGGGUCCUCAAGGUGGCCGACUUUGGAUUGGCCCAGAUCAAGCACAGCGCAGGCGACGACGGCCAACACGGAAGCGGCCAGAGUCAGUCUAGGGAGCACAAACUUCUUUGGCGUGCUCCUGAACUGCUCCGUGACCCGGACUCACCACCGGAAGGGACGCCACGCGGCGACGUUUACUCGUUCGGCGUAGUGCUCUUCGAGAUGCUCGCCAGGUCGGGGCCUUUCGGCAAAACUACGCUCACACCUAGCGAGAUCUUGGAGCGCGUCCGACACCCUACCCUCCACCAAUCAGUGCCGGACAGCGAGAAGCAGGAGUCUGACUGCUUCAGGCCCCCGCUGUGUGAGCUGGCCGAGCCGUGGGACGUGGAGUACGUGCGCACCCUGUUGACCGAGUGCUGGGCCGAGGCGCCCGACCAGCGACCAGACUUCAAGGCGGUCCGCGCCAGGCUGAGGCACAUGCGUCGUGGACUGAAGCCGAGUAUUGUUGACAACAUGCUUUCCAUGAUGGAGACGUACGCAACCAAUCUGGAGGCCUUGGUGGACCAGCGUACAGACCAACUGGCGCAGGAGAAACGGCGCGCAGAUGCACUGCUCUACGAGAUGCUGCCCAGGACGGUGGCGGACCAGCUGAAGCGGGGCAAGAAGGUCGAGGCGGAGAGCUUCGACUCGGUCACCAUCUACUUCAGCGAUAUCGUAGGGUUCACCAGACUCUCGGCACAGAGCACACCCAUGGAGGUGGUGGAGCUCCUGAACGACCUGUACACGUGCUUCGACGCGGUGAUCGAGAACUACGCGGUGUACAAGGUGGAGACCAUCGGGGACGCCUACAUGGUGGUCGGCGGGCUGGCGCGCCACCCGGACGUGGCGCACGCCUCCCAGGUGGCGUCCAUGGCGCUUCACUUGCUCAGGAGCGUGCGUCACUUCCGCAUCCGGCACAGGCCGGAAGAGAUGCUGAUGCUUCGGGUGGGAAUGCAUUCAGGCCCUGUUUGCGCCGGUGUCGUAGGCAGGAAGAUGCCUCGCUACUGCUUCUUUGGCGACACGGUCAACACUGCUUCGCGGAUGGAGUCCACAGGAACACCACUCAAGAUCCACUGCAGCGAGAGCUGCAAGCAGCUCCUGGAAAAAGCAGGAGGCUACAUCCUGGAGGAACGGGGGCUAGUCUACAUCAAGGCAAUACUUUCUAUUUUGACAUAAUAUUCCAUUUUUUUUAGUUUACCGCUGAUAAAUAACAUUUAUGGAAAACACAAAUUUGUCUCUACACAGUCUAAGACAUAGAAUCUUUUCUCGCUGCACAUUUCAAAGAGUGUACACAUCAUAAUUAGUGCUAAACAAUAUAUUAACAGAAACCUUACCCUUGUAAAGUAAGAUGUUCCUGUAGAAUAUGCUAUCCUGUUGCUGU
Messenger RNA from Rhipicephalus sanguineus (brown dog tick), 3394 nucleotides. Its product is annotated as guanylate cyclase 32E. The transcript is spliced from 20 exons. Lineage: Eukaryota; Metazoa; Arthropoda; Arachnida; Ixodida; Ixodidae. Gene Ontology annotation, molecular function: guanylate cyclase activity; protein kinase activity; peptide receptor activity. The coding region runs from base 1 to 3189 and encodes 1062 amino acids. The record is from RefSeq and is a predicted model, not a curated record. Gene Ontology annotation, biological process: protein phosphorylation; cGMP biosynthetic process; intracellular signal transduction.